AUGGCAGUUCAAAAUUUUGAGAAUAAUGAUGUGCCUACGAUGGAUAUGACAUAUAAUUGUGAAAUUAAAGUGCAUUUGAAGACCUCUUGGACCCGAAGAAAUCAAGGAAGGAGAUAUUGCGCAUGCCCCAAAUAUCGGUUGACUCCUGAAAUUUGUGAAAGAGCCAAGAAAAUUAUACCCGAUGAAAUUGAGCAAUACAAUAUGAAAGAAAGUGAAGCAGAAGUUCGAUUGGUUGCUGCAAUGAGAAAGUUGGAGGAUAUGCGAAAUGAGCUGAAUUUACCCGUUUUGCAGUUACUAUAA
Molecule: messenger RNA, 300 nt
Organism: Striga asiatica
Lineage: Eukaryota; Viridiplantae; Streptophyta; Magnoliopsida; Lamiales; Orobanchaceae
Source: the annotation of a GenBank genome assembly